Messenger RNA from Helobdella robusta, 489 nucleotides. RefSeq lists its product as hypothetical. The coding region runs from base 1 to 489 and encodes 162 amino acids. Lineage: Eukaryota; Metazoa; Annelida; Clitellata; Rhynchobdellida; Glossiphoniidae. The transcript has 3 exons. The record is from RefSeq and is a predicted model, not a curated record.
AUGAAAAAUCUAACAACUACUGAAAAGAUUGAAGGAAGAAGAGAUCCAGCAUCCAACACAAUUGAAACUGAUGAGACAGAUGCUGCGGGCAAUCAAGUUACGAAGAGUUUAAACUCAAAUGACAGUUCAUUCUUUUACGUCAAUCAUUGUAUCACUGGUAGCCGCUUGUACAAGACAUCGAAAAAUAUCAGCAUUCAACCUUUCCAAUUGAAUGUAACAUCCAAUCAAAAUGUUUACAAAUAUCAUGAAGAAAAUUAUCAGGCAAGGAAAAAUUCAUUUACCAACAUUUUUCAGAAAAGAGUAUGGGGUAGCAAUUUUGAACUUAAUCAAAGAGGGGGCGGGUUGAGUUCAUCAGAUGAAUUUAUAAACGUCUUGACGGAGUUUCUUAACAAAGUUGGAACUUUGUCAUAUUUCAAGAUAAACAAUCAUGUGAGUGUUUAUAAGGAAGUCAGAAAAAGUGCUAAAAUGUUCAGGUUAUGGCUAACGUAA